UUCAAUUAAUUAAGCAUGAGUAGGACCACUGGGAAACCUAUUCAAAGUUUUCUUCAAGGCAUGCUCAUGAAUAGUUCCCACAAUCAAAGCUUAGAAUGAAUAACCCCACUCUGAAAUCAUAGAUGGAAUAAAUUAGUUAGUGUUACAGUAAUUAUUGGUAUUCAUUCAUUACACUCCAUUAGUCCUAUUUACAAGAUGGGUAUCUCUCUAUUCUCCACAUAAUCACAGAGCAAUUCCUUUAUUCUCAUGCCUUUUUGUUGUUCUGCAACAAAGAUGGCAUACUCCUGCAGGGAAUAUAACAAUGAGGAUGCAACCCUAGACUGGGAUGACCCUUGCAUAGGAGGAGAAUCUCCUGCAUUUUUCUAUCCAUCAUACUUUGUGCCCAACCCAUCCUCUGAAAGGAAGUGCCUGAGUCCUGUUCCACUCGGUCCUGUAAAUUCUUCAUGUUGUUCUCCAUUCAUAAGGUCUUUAAAUGAUGAUACUAAUGCUUAUGCACUCUCUGGCUAUAGCUACUCAAAAAGCUCCCCCAAUGAUAAUCAUGGCAGGAAAAUGCACAAAGGAAGGAUGCCUAUUGAAGAGGAAGAGGAUGAAGAAAUGGGUUUCUAUAGAGGAGUGAGAAGGUAUUAUGAGAAUAGUACGUGCAUUUGCCUUUUUUUCCAGGUGAUUCUGUGGUUGCUGGUUUCUGUGGGCAUCUUUAUUGUGCUGUUUUCCAUUGCAACGAGGCCUGGGUCCCCUGAGCUCUCAGUAAAGAGGAUAGCAUUUCAUGAAUUUGGAGUAUCACAAGGUUCAGAUAAAUCAGGGGUGCCAACAAAAGUAUUCAGCUGCAGCUCCAAUAUCACCUUAGAACUUGACAACCGCUCCCAAUUCUUUGGAGUCCAUGUUCAUCCUACUCACAUAACGAUGUCAUUUGCAGAGCUUACAAUAGCCACAGGCCAAGGAGCUGAGAUAUAUGUGGAGAGGGACAGUACAAUGAGUUUCAAUGUACACAGUGGGGCAAAGAGAAAAGCAGUUUAUGGUGCAGGACCUAGUAUGCUUCAUCUUUUGCAAUCAAGAGGAGGUCUCCCCAUAGUCAUGCACAUUAACAUUGAAUCAAGUAUCAGGGUUGUGUGGGACCUUGUAAAGCCUAAAUUUUCUCAUCAUAUUGUUUGCCACAUGCUUGUAAAUAAAAGCAAUGGGGGUCAUCAUUUAAAACUUGCCCAAACCAGUUGCUCAUAUCACGCUUCCUAACACAUCUAAAGCUGUACAUUUUCAUAUUUUAUGUGGGUAAGCGCAUAGGUAUAUGUUGGGUUAUGAGCAUAUUUCCAUAUUAUAUUGGGUAACGAGCAUAUGUAUAAUCAAUUUGUUACCUUUUGAUGAAUUUCUCGUUCUCAAUACGAUGCAUGAAGUAAUGGGUUUUGAUAUUGAAUA
Cryptomeria japonica (Japanese cedar) is the source of this 1407-nucleotide messenger RNA. RefSeq lists its product as uncharacterized. The record is from RefSeq and is a predicted model, not a curated record. The coding region runs from base 247 to 1227 and encodes 326 amino acids. NCBI's taxonomy places the organism in Eukaryota, Viridiplantae, Streptophyta, Pinopsida, Cupressales, Cupressaceae. Gene Ontology annotation, cellular component: plasma membrane. The transcript is spliced from 3 exons.